GCCCCAGAUCCCCAUCCGAGGUGCUCCCCUCCAGCCCACCCUACUGGCACCUCUUCAGCAGCCCCCAGGAGAGCCGCCUGGCCAGCCGACACAGCUCUGACUUCUGGGAGCCCAACCCCCGCCAGCGCUCCCACAGCCUGAACCCGGUCGACAUGCGCACCCGGGUCAAGUUCGUCAUCUCCGACUCCGAGGAGGAAGAGGAGUGCUCUUCGUCGGGAGAGGGUUCCUUGGAGUCCGGUUCAGGGUACGUGUCGGAUCAGCGUGUUCCUGGGGUGAGGAACCCACGGCAGACCUGCACCCCUAACAUCCUGAACCUACCUGUCUCUCAGAGCGGUCUGGUGACCUACCAGCGUAGGAAGAACCUCCGCCAGUCCUCGCUGUCCGUUCUGGAGACCUCCAGAGAGUGUAGUCAGGGGACACCCUGCCCCCCAGGAGGACCCAAGCCACCACCCUCCUCAUCCCUGUCCAGACACCCAUUGACCAGGGCCAACACGGAGCAUGUCCCCUCCAUCAGACACCACAAGCCAACAUAUCCGUCCCUGAGUCCGUACUUCUGCCUGCCGGCCCUUCCCUCUGUGACCUCACGACCCCUGGGUUCCCACGCCACGUCAGUGCUGGACUCCUCGGUGGAGCUGCUGUCCGCGCUGAGCCCUGAGGAGAGAGAGCUGCUGCAGGCCAUCACAGAAAGGGGCUAUCCGCUCCGCACCGCCAUCAUCGCCCUGCAGAAGACCGGCCAGCAGAGCCCAGAACAGAUCCUACGCUAUCUGGUGGCCUGCGAUAGACUGUGUGAGCGGGGCUACGACGAGGCGCAGGUGGAGGAGGCCCUGGAGAUGUUCCAGAACUGUGAGACCAAGGCUGAGGAGUUUCUUCACCUGCUGGCUCAGUUCAAUGAGAUGGGAUUCCAGCAGAACGCUAUCAAAGAGGUUCUGUUAGUCCACGAGAACCACCGCGAGAGGGCCCUGGAAGAGCUGAUGAUGCGUGUGACGUGACAGGGCCAAUGUCUACUCCCACAAAAAAUUACCUUGUAGGCGACAUACAUGCACGAACACAAGCACAGUUCCUGUGUUGCCUGUUUACUACAAACAUUUUGUGUUAGCUAAUGUAUCAUAUUAAAGGGAUAGUUCACUCAAAAACUAUAUUUUACUAUUUCGUUUAUUAGUCCACAGUUAAUUCAAUCCCCAUAAAUGGUGCAUGUCACCUGUGACGUUUUCAAGAUUGAGCACUUUCAGUCCAGAGCAAAAACAGUGAUGAUGACUUUUCACUAUCCCUUUUAAUGAUAUGUCAUUUUCAAAUUGCAAUUCGCAUGUUGAAACAAUGUUGAUUCACUGGAGCACACUAAAACUAUACAUUCUAGCAAAUCAGGAAAUGAACAGUGGCCUUCUAGGCAAAGUAAAACUUAAACAAUACCAUUUACAGACAAUCAAUUUAUUACAUAGAUUUAUUACAUUUCAGAUUUGGACAAAAUGUUUGUUAUGUGAUUUGCCCAUUUUUGUCAAUUUCCUUUGUCAAUUUCAAGUGUCAUAGCAAUUG
Coregonus clupeaformis (lake whitefish) is the source of this 1530-nucleotide messenger RNA. Its product is annotated as ubiquitin-associated protein 1-like. Lineage: Eukaryota; Metazoa; Chordata; Actinopteri; Salmoniformes; Salmonidae. Gene Ontology annotation, biological process: ubiquitin-dependent protein catabolic process via the multivesicular body sorting pathway. The record is from RefSeq and is a predicted model, not a curated record. The transcript has 4 exons. Gene Ontology annotation, molecular function: ubiquitin binding. The coding region runs from base 153 to 989 and encodes 278 amino acids. Gene Ontology annotation, cellular component: ESCRT I complex.